Molecule: messenger RNA, 787 nt
Organism: Polistes dominula (European paper wasp)
Lineage: Eukaryota; Metazoa; Arthropoda; Insecta; Hymenoptera; Vespidae
Product: male-enhanced antigen 1
Biological process (GO): spermatogenesis
Source: RefSeq, a predicted model, not a curated record
UCAACUUUGAAUAGGAUACAAAAGAAAAGAUUAAAAAAUAUAUAUUUAUACAAAAUAUGUUUAAUGUAAUAUAUCCUAACGCACAAUGUCUCCUGAACCUACUGAAGAACCUAUAGAAGAAAGUUUAAAUGUACCAAAUUUAACCGUUGAUACAAGGAUGACAACAGAUUCUGAAAGUGAAGAUGAAGAUGUUGGAAUGACUGGAUAUAUGCCAUUAUCUCAAUUACCUACUGAUAGCGAUCUUAUAUUACAAGACGAUGAAGACGAUGAGUGGAUAUCUGAAACUGGAGAAAUGAAUCAUGUGAUACCUGUAUCAUUAAAUGAUUCACAACAGCUUUGUUUUAGCGAAACAAUAGAAGUAUGGUCAUCUCCAUCUAAUAGAUCUAAUAUAGACAUGGAUGCAGAUAAAAUUAAUCAAGUUAAAUCAAUGAUGGCUAGUUUUACAUUACCGUCCACUGCAAUUCCCGAAUGGGCAAAUACUAUUUCUGAGGAAGAAUGGAAAGAACAAUUAAUUGAUCGUAUAAAAGAGAUGCAAAAUAAAGAAAAGUCAGACUAGAUAGUUUAAUAAUAUCUUUUACAUAUUGUGCAUAAAAUUAUAUUCAAAAGAUUAAAACACUAUCAAACAUUCGUAUUAUCGUAUAGUUUACGAAAUUUAUUUUUUAAGAUACAAUAUUUCUUGUGUCAAAUAUAAGAAAAUAUCAUAUUUUAAAUAUGUGCUAUUAUAAAUAAUGUAUGUUACGUGAAUAUGUCCGUAAUUAGCGAUGUAUUAAACUAUAUUUAAUCUUAA